AGAUGAGUGACUAAUCCUUCAUUUAGCUCUUGUUCGUAAGAAAGCUAGUGUUCCUAAGAAGGAAAUGGGCCUCUCGAGGGAUGGAGAUGGCAAACAGAGGCAUGGAGGGACUAGAGCUGCUUUAUUUGUCUAUGCCAUGGAGGGGCUUGAGAACAUGUCCUUUGUUUCAAAUGCUGUCAGCUUGGUCAUAUACUUCUUCGGCUACAUGAACUUUGGACUGACGAAGUCAGCCACCACCCUCACCAACUUCAUGGGGACGUCCUUUCUGCUGACCCUCCUUGGGGGAUUCAUAUCGGAUACCUACUUGUCCAGAUUUAAGACCUGUGUUAUCUUUGGAUGCAUUGAGUUGCUGGGAUACGUUCUGUUGACGCUCCAAGCCAGCUUCCCAUCGUGGCGACCAGCGCCAUGCCACGGCCAGAUCACCAACCAGUGCGAGCAGGCCGAGGGAGGCCAAGCUGCCAUACUCUACGCGGGGCUCUACAUGGUGGCGCUGGGGACGAGCGGGGUGAAGGCGGCGCUGCCGGCGCUGGGGGCUGACCAGUUCGACGAGAACGACCCCAGAGAGCUCCCUGCGCUCUCGAGCUUCUUCAACUGGUUUCUCUUCAGCCUCACCGUGGGGGCGGCGGUGGGGGUGACGCUGGUGGUGUGGAUCAGCACCAACCAGGGCUGGGACUGGGGCUUCGGCGUCUGCGCCGUCUCCAUCCUAUUCGCCGUCGUCUUCCUCUCCAUGGGCCGCUCCUCCUUCCGGAACAACGUCCCUGGAGGCAGCGCCCUCACGCGGAUCCUUCAGGUGUUGGUGGCCUCCGCGCGGAACUGGAGACGACCUGUACCAGCCAUGAUCGACGAGCUGCACGAAGUCGAUGACAAAGAAGCCGCCCCCAACACGGAACUCCUCCAAAGAACCGACCAGUUCAGAUUCUUAGACCGCGCCGCCAUCACGACAAACCCUGAUGGCACCCCGUACUCGACGACCCCCAGCUCAUGGCGGAUGUGCACGGUGACCCAAGUAGAGGAGACCAAGAUCCUCCUCCGAAUGGUGCCCAUAAUCCUCAGCACGGUGUGCAUGAACAUUUGCCUGGCUCAGCUCCAGACCUUCUCCGUCCAGCAAGGCACCACCAUGGACACCCGCAUCGCCGCCCACUUCCGCAUCCCCUCCGCCUCCCUCCCCAUCAUCCCCCUCCUUUUCAUGAUGCUCCUCAUCCCCAUCUACGACCGCUUCUUCGUCCCCCUCGCCCGCCGCCUCACCGGCAUCCCCACCGGCAUCCGCCACCUCCAGCGAAUUGGCGUCGGCCUCGUCCUCUCCGCCAUCUCCAUGGCCGUCGCCGGUUUCAUCGAAAGACGGCGUAAGUCCGUAGCCGUUGAGCAUGGUUUGGUCGACUCGGCCGCACCGCUGCCGAUAAGCGUUUUCUGGCUAUCGUUUCAGUAUGGAAUCUUCGGCGCCGCGGACAUGUUUACGUUGGUGGGGCUGCUGGAGUUCUUCUACGCGGAGAGCUCCGCGGGGAUGAAGUCUUUGUCCACGGCGAUCUCAUGGUGUUCCCUGGGGUUGGGGUACUUUGGGAGCUCGGUGACGGUGGAGGUGGUGAACAAAGUGAGUGGGGGGUGGUUGGCGGAGAAUAAUUUGAACAGGGAUAGGUUGGAUUACUUCUACUGGCUCUUGGCUGGUCUCAGUGCGGUGAACUUUGGGGUAUACCUGGUUUGCGCGUCUUGGUAUAGGUACAAGAAGGUGGAGAUGAAAAGCUUGGAGAAGGUUGAGGAGAAGGAAGUCACUGGAUUUUGAUUGAGUUUUAUGUACGAGUAAUUGAUGUUCCAAGCUGUGAUGUAUGUUCUAUUUCGACUUAUGUAUGAUAUA
Elaeis guineensis (African oil palm) is the source of this 1849-nucleotide messenger RNA. Its product is annotated as protein NRT1/ PTR FAMILY 4.5. Gene Ontology annotation, molecular function: transmembrane transporter activity. Gene Ontology annotation, biological process: transmembrane transport. The record is from RefSeq and is a predicted model, not a curated record. Lineage: Eukaryota; Viridiplantae; Streptophyta; Magnoliopsida; Arecales; Arecaceae. Gene Ontology annotation, cellular component: membrane.